Molecule: messenger RNA, 1452 nt
Organism: Arabidopsis arenosa
Lineage: Eukaryota; Viridiplantae; Streptophyta; Magnoliopsida; Brassicales; Brassicaceae
Source: the annotation of a GenBank genome assembly
AGAAAGCUAUUAGUAAUUGGGUUUUGAGAAAAGGAGAAAACUUUCGACGAUCGGAGUACGAAAAUGGAGGUACAGUGGCUUUUGGUGUGUCACGGGAUGAUGACGUUAACGGUGGUCAUCUCCUUCCUCUGUGGUCAAUGGCCAAUCUUCAAAGGCACACCUUUUCAAUGGAUUCACUACUUCAUCACUUUCGGCGCUUACGAUUACUUCCUGAAAUUUGUCGGAUUGGUGUUUGGUUCCAAGGGUACGGACGUGAUUCUGUCUGUGGAGUAUUUCUGCUGCGAUCGUCCUAAUCCGAUACUGCAAGUCAUAUAUAUAGCCAUUAUGGGAUCAACCUACUUUUUGACUGCAAAAUCUUCCUUCAUCUAUAUACCUGGAUAUUAUAUUGGCGAUGUUCACAAGUACACAAGCUUUCUAGCUGUUAUUGUUGGUGUCAUACUUUUCUUAUUAACAAGCUUUUCUGAUCCAGGUACUGUGAACGCUGAGAAUGUUUCACGGUACAUUUCUGCUUACCCCUAUGAUGAUAUCAUUUACUCGAAGAAAGAAUGUUCUACGUGUAAAAUCCCAAAGCCUGCUAGAUCCAAGCAUUGCAGCAUCUGCAACCGCUGUGUGGCUCGGUUUGAUCAUCAUUGUGGGUGGAUGAAUAACUGUAUAGGCGAAAGGAAUACCAAAUAUUUCAUGGCUUUCCUCUUGUGGCAUUUCCUUCUUUGCUUGUACGGAACAGUAGCCAUCGGGUUUAUUCUUGCUGGGCGAGUAAAAGAACUCCGUGUUGUACAUAUUUUAACUGUCUAUUACGGCGUAGAUAAAUCUUUUCGAAGCUUAGCUCCUCGAGUUUUACAGUGGCUAGUUGGUACAUACAACACCCAGAUUCUCCUAAUGGUGUUUCUCGCCAUUGUUUCUCUCCUCCUCGCUGGCUUCUUCGCUUACCACGCAAAUCUCUGCUUAACCAACACAACAACUAAUGAGACGUUUAAGUGGAGAGAGUAUAUAAGCUUGAAGAAGAGGCUCAGUGAAGCUAAGGCGAGCGCUGCUGCUCUCAAGGCCGGAAUGUCAUGUGAAUCAAAGAAGCCAACAGCUGCAAGCAAAUGCUUCGGGAUUUGUGGAAGAUCCUCUGCCCAUGAAGAAGGAGAAGCCAAAGCCGAAGCGAUAGUGAAACGGAAUUUGUAUGAUAGAGGAAGUUUUCAAAACGUUUCUGAGAUUGUUUUCCCUUUAUCAUCAAGACCAUCUUCUUCCAGCAAAUCAAAACGAAAAUCGGAAUAGUUCGUCCUUUCUUACAUGUAGUUUACUACUUUAUAGCUUUUGGUAGCUUUGACUGGUUUUUGUGAUUUGGUCCUCAAAUGCAAUUUAGAUUUUUACAUGUUACCUUAUACAUGAUCUGAUAUUUAUAUGGUAAAAGACUAACUAUUUGUUUGUGAUUGUGGAAAAUACUGGAAAUAUAUAACGCUGCGUUUA